This is a messenger RNA of Trichechus manatus latirostris (Florida manatee), 10167 nucleotides long. RefSeq names its product IKAROS family zinc finger 1 (gene IKZF1). The coding region runs from base 4579 to 6198 and encodes 539 amino acids. NCBI's taxonomy places the organism in Eukaryota, Metazoa, Chordata, Mammalia, Sirenia, Trichechidae. The transcript has 8 exons. Gene Ontology annotation, biological process: regulation of transcription by RNA polymerase II. Gene Ontology annotation, molecular function: DNA-binding transcription factor activity; RNA polymerase II cis-regulatory region sequence-specific DNA binding. The record is from RefSeq and is a predicted model, not a curated record.
ACACGCAUUUAACAAGUAGAUCCUGAAAGCUAGCUCUAUGCUGGACACCGUGCUCGGGACUCAAAUAAAAUGGUAAGCAAGAUAGACGAGGUUCCUGGUCUUGUGAGGCUAACAGUUUACUUGUAAAAUGCCAGGCACAUAGUAGGUUGCUUAAAUGAUGCUUGCUAGUACUAUUAUAUUUUCCUUUACUACCUUUCCCUGGCACACGUAAGGUCCUGAAGAAAUGUUACUGGACAGAAAAUCAUGUUUACAGUGUCAGGGGAGAGGAAAGGCAUUUGCUGGGAAAAGAAAAAAAAACUUAAAAUACUAGUAUAAGAAAGUUGUUUAAAUCUCAGAAAACUAACAUCUUUUAAAGCUUAUAGAAGUACUACUCCCAGCAAGCGACCCUGCAGGACAGAGUAGAACUGCUCCAUAAGAUUUCCAGGGAUUGGUGGAUUCGAACUGCCUACCUUUCAGUUAGCAGCCAAACGCUUAACCUACCUGGUCCCUAUGAGUUGGAAUUGACUCCACUCGAUGGCAGUGGGCACUCCCAGCAAAUAUGUUGAUUUGGGGUGGCCUUACUCACGCAUUACAGCAAGUUGGAAAAGCCACAUAUAUAAUUGUUCUUUAAUAGCCAUUAAUUUGUGUGGCUUGAAAAGUAAUAAAGUUAGGAUUCUCAACAGGCAUCUGAUUUUUUAUUUUUACUUCAUUAAUCCAGACUCAGGUAUUUGCAGAGAACUAAUCGGAAUUAUUGAAUAAGUACUAUCAAGAGAAGCGUUCGCGGUGGAGGAAAAGGGAGAAAGGGAGAAGGGAGCUGAGGAAGCUAAAGGAAACUUGCAGAGCCCCCCACCCCCCACCCCCCGCCAGUGUGGCAGGCUGGGCUUGGCUCUGGCUGAUCCCGUAGCCCAGUGCUAAAUCACAGACGAGGAACCCGGACACCACCCAGGAGGAGGGGCCAGGCUCCCCACUUGGAAGCAACAACUGCCCAGGGCUACUGGAUAUUUCUCCCCAGGAAACAGCCAAGUUUCAAUCCCUCAAAAGUGUGGGAGGAGAAGAGAGAGGCAUGAAGAUCAGGGAGGGUGUUUCAAACAAUCCUCACUGUCCCCAAAGGGUCAGCAUAAGAAGUGGAUGAUGCCAGAACAAUAAUGCCAGGUCUCCACGAUGCAGUCAUUGUCGAACCAGAUGUGCUGUCUGUCUGCUUUGCUGUUUCCCAGGUCUUUAGCUUGAUCUUCAUCAUGCCCCCAUCUCUAAAGUUACUGGUAAGCUAAGUCUGUAGAACUUUGACUAGGAAAGUCCUGGUUGACCCUGUUUGAUCAGUAGGAUGAGAGAGAGAGGGGGAAAGAUGGGGGCAGGAGGAGGGAGAGGGAGGAAGGGAGAGAGAGAGAGAUUGAUUGAUAGAUAGAAGAGGAUAGAAGGGAACACAGAUUUUAGACCUUCCACAUCAGUGAUCAAUCCUGACUGAGAGGGCAGAUGGUGGAUUGGGACAGCAGGCUUAGCUCCUCUGCUCUCUUCACGGGACAGCCACUGACAGCCAGUGUCACCUUGGCCUUCAUUAUCUCUGCAUCUAUUUCCCUUUGUGCAAGAUUCAGAACUGCUUGCUCCAAAGAAACAAUAAAAGCAUUCAUGUUUAUAAGACUUGCACAGAUGAAAGUGCAUUUACUGAUACUGUAGUCCUAUUAUUGGUAUGUUUACCUCUUGUGUAGAAUUGCUUGGGUUUCCCACGCAAUGUAGAAAAUCGCAGUAUGCUUCUGUAAUAUAAUUUUUUCUUAUGACGUCUCCUUUUACAGACUUGCUGAUCUUGGUUUUUCAUUUAGGUAAGGAACCCUGGUGGCGUAAUGGUUAAGUGCUUGGUCGCUAACUGAAGGUCAGUGGUCUGAGCCCACCAACAACGGCUCCAUGAGAAAAAAGACCUGGUGAUCUGCUCCCAUAAAGAUUACAGCCUAGGAAACCUUCUGGGCAGUUCUGCUCUGUCCUAUAGGGUCAUUAUGAGUUGGAAUUGACUCUAUGGCAUACAACAACAGAGGUUUGCAGAAAUGUGUCGUUAGUUAGCUGCUGUGGCUAACAUCUCUCACUGGUGGCAAGCUCCUUCAUAACUGAGACCAUAAAAAGCCAAAACUCACUGCCACUGAGUUGAUUCUGACUCACAGCGACCCUACAGGACAGAGUGGAACUUGCCCCAUAGGGUUUCCAAGGCUGUAAAUCUUUACGGAAGUAGACUGCCACAUUUUUCUCCCGUGGAGCAGCUGGUGGGUUCAAACUGCCAACCUUUCAGUUAGCAGUUGAGCACUUAACCACUGCACCACCAUGGCUCCUCAUAUUGGACAGAGGCAUAAAUUCCAUUUUCUCCUUGACACUGUGCGCUGAUUCCAUGUAGAACAAGAGGGCCCAGUAAGUGCUUUAUAGAAGUAAAUAAAGAGCCUGGUCUUACAUGUAUUAACUGGGCUGAACGGGGAGGGGAGAGGUGGGAGAGCGUUUCAUUGCCCUUUAAGACACUAUAGGGCUGCCCUUUGUAGCUCCUGUCUUGGAAGAGGCUGAAUGUACUUCCCCUCAAGCAGUUUCUCAUAGUUGGAUUCUUCCUUUGGUGUAUACGUAAAAGCAGAGCCAUUUUUACCAACAAGUCAUUGCUUUUUCGUCACAAGAGAUGCAAAUUGGGAGCUUGGGGAAAAUUAGGGAGCUGGUGGAGUCACUCCCCACAGUGUCAGACAGGACCAGCUGCAGAAUUUGCAGAUCCCACGGAAAAUGAAAACGCAGAGGCCCCUUGUUCAUAAAUUAGUGGCAACUUCACAAUGGCCAUGGCAGAAUGUUAGACCAAGCGCGACACCAUCUAAACGUGGGGCCCUGGGCAACUGCGUGAAGCCACCACCUGUGAAGCCGGCCUGAGGUCAGAGUAGGGCUGAUGGAGAAUGUGUAUGAAAAUGUGAGUGAGGUCAGUUAUGCAACAUGUGCUUCUUAGGGGGGAGGGAGGAUGUUGGUUCUGGGAUGGGGGAGGGGAGAUGUGUGUUUGCAUGUGCUUCUGGGGCUGGUUUGUUUGGCUGUAGUAUGUUCAUGAGGACCCUCGGUCUUGGAACUGAACCACACGUGGGCCAUGAGUCUAUUCUGUGGUCACAGACUAUACCCUUAAAUCACCCACCAGCCUUGAAAAUUCAUGUUGCCUUUCAGAGUAGUUAAAGUGACUCUCAGAAAUAGAGGACAGUCUCUCCUCAUCCAGGUAAAGUGACUGUCAGUCAUACCUUUUUCAUGACUAAUACUGCUGUUACUGAAAUUGAAAAUAAAUACAAAUACGUAUAUUUCAUAUGCACCCUAAAAAAUAUUAAAACAAAAUGAACAGCCCCUGGCCCUUGCCUGCACAGUUUUCAGCCUAGUUGGAGAGUCAGGUCAUCUGAAUUCUCUGUCUGAGGUGUCUACUGAAAAAGGCCUCACAGCUCAGACUCACACAUCCGAAGCAAGGAGACAGAGGUGGCCAAAAACAAACAAAAAAAAAAAAAAAAAAAAGUGACCUGGUUUAGAUCCAGAAAAUAAACUCAGUUUGCUGGUGAGUGAAGUAUCUCUUCUGAAAGUUAUCUAGGUUGCUAGCAGUGCAUAAAUGAGCAGCUUUUGCUGAGGUUACCUUCUGCUGGCCACAGAUUUCUUUCUCCUCCAUGGAACUACCAGAUGUCACUGACAACGGGUACUUGAGACCCCCGAGGUGCAGGCCAGUACCCCAAGUGCAAAACCCAACACAAGGCUUUAUUUCUGCCCGCACCAACGCGCAGGGUUUCUCCCUGGUGUUUGAGGGAGCUUACGAUGCGGCUGUGGAGCAUUCACUGGUGCGCUAGGAGAGCAACGUCUUCCCAGCUAUGUUUGUGUUUAAACCAAUCUGAGGAGCCAGCCAUCUGUCAGCAGAACAGGAAGGUUUGGGCCCCUCUCCUCUCCUGGGCUUGUUUUGCUGUUAUCGUGAGCUUCACUUCUCCCUGUGCAAGAAGACUGGUGAAGUCUGAGGCAAGGGUCCUGAAAGAGUGAGGGACAAAGACGGAAGCGCCGGCGUGGCCCAUCUGCCAGGCUGGAGGUGUAUUCAUUAUUGAUGGAGGUAGUGUGGUUGCUGCUCAGAUAUGCAGCCCUGCCUGGGUAAAUGAGACAUUCUUCAGCAAAUUGCUUAGUUUUUUGAUUGCUGAUUGUACGCGUGUCACCAAGCUGACUCAAGGUUCAUCGAUGCAUGCUCAGUAAAUUAGAAAGAACAUAACUAUGGAUCAGCCAAGAGAAUGAAUUCUGUGCCUACAAUGACCCAGGGCCAUUUAAUUUUCUGCUUAAUUUUGUUGCAGUCAGUUUGCAUUUUGGGUUAUUAUGCAGUAGGAAAUUAACAAUAAAUAACAAAUUUGGUCCUCCUGUGCUUGUAAUGAUAUUUUUAUAAAUCUUUGUAAUGCUGUUUUUAAAAGGAUCAAGGUCUGCGCCAGUCUGAUACUCCAGCAAGUAUGUAAGGAGGAAAAUGCAUUAUUCUUGGUAGAUAACCUUCUUGUUAAAUAGCAUGUAGUUUCUUUAUCUCUCUCUCUCUCUUUCAUAUCUUAAUAGUGUUUUGUUUUAAACUAAAACCCCUUCCUCUCUUUCUCAGAUACCCUAAGGACAAUGGAAGCUGAUGACGGUCAAGAUAUGUCCCAAAUUUCAGGGAAGGAAAGCCCUCCCAUAAGUGAUACUCCGGAUGAUGGUGAUGAGCCCAUGCCUGUCCCUGAGGACCUGUCCACCACUUCGGGAGGGCAGCAGAAUUCCAAGAACGAGAGAGGUGUGGUUACAUAUGGGGCUGAUGGCUUUAGGGAUUUUCAUGCAAUAAUUCCCAAAUCUUUCUCUCCCAGUAAUGUUAAAGUAGAGACUCAGAGUGAUGAAGAGAAUGGGCGUGCCUGUGAAAUGAAUGGGGAAGAAUGUGCGGAGGAUUUACGAAUGCUUGAUGCCUCAGGAGAGAAAAUGAAUGGCUCCCACAGUGACCAAGGCAGCAAGGCUUUGUCAGGAGUUGGAGGCAUUCGACUUCCUAACGGAAAACUAAAGUGUGAUAUCUGUGGGAUCAUUUGCAUCGGUCCCAAUGUGCUCAUGGUUCACAAAAGAAGCCACACUGGAGAACGCCCUUUCCAGUGUAAUCAGUGCGGUGCCUCUUUCACUCAGAAAGGCAAUCUCCUGCGCCACAUCAAGUUACAUUCCGGGGAGAAGCCCUUCAAGUGCCACCUCUGCAACUACGCAUGCCGCCGGAGGGAUGCCCUCACGGGCCACCUGAGGACGCACUCCGUUGGUAAACCUCACAAAUGUGGAUAUUGUGGCCGAAGCUAUAAACAGCGAAGCUCUUUAGAGGAACAUAAAGAGCGCUGCCACAACUACUUGCAAAGCAUGGGCCUUCCAGGCACGCUGUACCCAGUCAUUAAAGAAGAAACUAAUCACAGUGAAAUGGCAGAAGACCUGUGCAAGAUAGGAUCAGAGAGAUCCCUCGUGCUGGACAGACUAGCAAGUAACGUCGCCAAACGUAAGAGCUCUAUGCCUCAGAAAUUUGUUGGAGAGAAGUGCCUGUCGGAGAUGGCCUACGACAGCAGCACGAACUACGAGAAGGAGAACGAGAUGAUGUCGUCGCAUGUGAUGGACCAGGCCAUCAACAACGCGAUCAGCUACCUGGGGGCCGAGUCCCUGCGCCCCCUGGUGCAGACGCCCCCGGGGGGCUCUGAGGUGGUCCCGGUCAUUAGCCCUAUGUACCAGCUCCACAAGCCCCAUGGGGACGGUCCCCCACGCUCCAACCACACAGCUCAGGACAGCGCCGUGGAGAACUUGCUGCUGCUCUCCAAAGCCAAGUCAGUCUCUUCCGAGAGAGAUGCUUCCCCAAGCAACAGCUGCCAAGACUCCACAGACACCGAGAGCAAUAACGAGGAGCAGCGCGGCGGCCUCAUCUACCUGACCAACCACAUCAACCCCCACGCCCGGAACGGCCUGUCCAUCAAGGAGGAGCACCGGGCCUACGACGUGCUGCGGGCGGCCUCCGAGAACUCCCAGGACGCCUUCCGCGUGAUCAGCCCCAGCGGCGAGCAGAUGAAGGUGUACAAGUGCGAACACUGCAGGGUGCUUUUCCUGGACCACGUCAUGUACACCAUCCACAUGGGUUGCCACGGCUUCCGCGAUCCUUUUGAGUGCAACAUGUGUGGCUACCACAGCCAGGACAGGUAUGAGUUCUCGUCUCACAUCACCCGCGGUGAGCAUCGCUUCCACAUGAGUUAAGCCGCUAGUCUAGAAGCAGGUGGAUUGUUGGACACUCUGCUUCCAGAGGCAGGGGCCACCCUCCAAGAAAAGCACAAUCACCCAUGAACAGAAAAUGCAUAAAAGAACUGCUGCCUCCUCCCCUUCCGCCAGCAGCAUGGACUGGAUGAUGAUGUGUUUGGAGGUUGUUUUUUUUUUUUUUUUGCUGUUGUUUUGAUUUUUUGUUUUUCUUCUUAAAUUGGUUGAGAUUUGAUUUACUUUUGAAAACAGUGAGAAUUUUAUUGUUAGAUGCAGGGUUACGUUUGGAGCACCCAGACUGUUUUCUUACUAGACAUUUCCAUAGAUGGCUAGCUGAACCCCUUCAUCUCUUGUUCUAUAAUUCCCCUCCUCCAAACAAUUGGUCGUAGGAAAAUGGCGAAAGCCUGGGAAGCAGUGUGCUGGUUCCGGUGCUAAGCACAGGAUUCACGCACUCUGUGAGCAUUCCAAGUGUCCAUCAGCAGUGAGCGCAGCACAAAAUGUGUAGCACUGCACAGAGCAAGCACUGCAGGUGAGCAGGCAGGAAGUGAGACUCCCUGGGAGGUGCCCGGCUGAGAGGGCUGGCCUGGAAAGGGAGCUGAGGCCACAGCAUCAGACCCCAUGAGUCUGGGGCUGAAAGCUGCUCUUUUUAAAAGAAAACAUUGUUUUAAGUCACUUUCUGCAUAAGAAAAUAAAUUGUUUGGGAAAAGUUGUGUCUCAGGCUGCCUUGGGCAAAAAGGGAGGGUUUGGAGUCCUUUAGACUCUUUAGAUCUUCAAGGUUCUGAGGUGUUUCUCAGAUGACUGCCAAGCCUCCUGAGCUUUGUUGCCAAGUCGGAUGAACUCAGUAUUCAUGUGCACAUACCUGCAGGCCCCUGUCCUCUGCUUCUCCUCCCCAUGUCUUUACUGCCUGAAAAAGUCUAUCACUACAUCUACACCACCAGUCCAGAAAUUUGGACAUUAAUUCUUGUUGAACUACUCAAAGUGUCAAAUGCCUCAGAAACCAAAGCUUUAUUCCAAAUUCCACACUCAUUUCUUUGGCUUUACAUUCCUUCUCUGGCUGGUCCUACCUAAGACCAUAAGCACGUGUUCCUGCAGAAGUCCGGACCUCACCCUCCUAACCUUCGUUUUAAUAAAGUGCAUAUUCUGUUCGUAGCCACCAGCCUGGAUUUCUUAGGAUCGGUAAAUUUAUUUCCGUACCCCCACUCUGUGUUUUUCUUGUUUUAAAACUCAUAAAAGAAUGACUUAAAAUGACCGUUAAAUUUUCAGAUCAAUGAAAUAUGACAAGUGAAGCCCAGCAUCUCCAUUGCUAACCCACAGCACUUACCUGUUUGAAACUAAGCUAGAAAACAUCCCAAACACUCUCUAAUAUAAAGACAAAGUAGCACACAUGUGCCCACUUAAGAUGCAUGGCCCUGCAUCCUUUGCCAUUGCAGAGACUCAGUGUACGGACGGAGCAGUCAUAUGGCCUGUCCCCACAGGGUGAUGCCCAAAGGGUUUAACAUGACAGGAAGGAGGCAGGUGAUGCUGCGGGGAGAACUCUUCCUGUACAUGCUAAGGCAGUUGAAUGCAUCUCUGAAGCCUAAAUAAGGUGUUUUGGGAUUCUAAUCCCAACCAGCAAGGGUCUCCCUCAUGGUUAAUCCUAUCUUUAUUAUUAAGGUCAUUCAUCUCAACCACCUAGGCAAGGAAGAGCAUAAAAUUUCAAGUGCAUACAGUGCUUGUCUUCACUAAACAUGUCCCAAGGUGAACAUGAAGGAACAUAGAGAAAAAAUUGUACAUAAGCAUUGGAGAGUUUAGAGAGCAGCAUUUAAUCUCUAUCAGGAUUUCUUUAGUCUCACCGUUAUUAACAUUUGGGGCUGGAUAAUUCUUUGUUGUAGGGUGCUGUCCUGUGCAUUGUAGGAUGUUUAGAAGCAUCCUUGGUCACUUCCUGAUAGAUGCCGGUAGCACCCCCAGUUGUGACAACCAAACGUGUCUCCAGAAAUUGCCAAAUAUCCCUUAGGGGGCAGAAUGGCACCUGCUUGAGAACCACUGAUCUAACUGAAUUCUAACCCAAUUAAAGAUCUGGAAAAUCUUCACCAAAAAAUAAGACUACACGAACUAUCUUCCCAGUCUUCAAGCCUGACUUGUGUUUCUCUGGAAUCAUUAUAAAUUUUAUCAAUGGAUUACUUCCCUCCAGUCUUCAGAAGUAUGCCUCCUCCAGUACACUUGAGUUUUGUAGAAGGGACAGUGUUCACAAAGAUACAACUCUUCAGUCAUGGAUUUCUUUGCUUAUAGAAUGGUGUGACAUUUUGAAACUGGAAAUAAACAAAAUUAUAAUAAUUUAUAUUGUGGCACACCAGUGCACUGAGUGAAGGAAGAGAGACAGGAGCUAAAGCUGUCAGUAGCUUUAGUUCAGUAUGCAAUUACAGAGAAAGAUAUGCCUUAUCCAAAUUAAUGUAUUCAAAGUGAGAGCCUCCUUUGAUUUCUGGUUAGUUAGCAAAUUUCAUAUACGCUGUUCUUUUAUAUCUUUCCCACGGAGUCAGUUGGUCGAAGCCAGUUGUUUUGUCCCGUGUCAUUCAAACAGAGCUUAAACCAGAACUGUAAAUAGUGGCUACAGGAAUUCUUUUCUAAAAUUCUUUCCCCCUUCCUUCUCGUGGUCUUUUAGAGCCCAUGUAAAUGUCUCUUUACACACCUUUUGUUGUGGUUUUAUAUUGUAACACCAUUUUUCUUUGAAACUAUUGUAUUUAACAUAAAGGUUUCAUACAAUGUCAACCAGUAAUUAAAUUAUGUUUGAAAGGUGGCCAUAUUCUGUACCAUAAGUUGUUAAAACGUUUUUGUUGUAGCUGGUAAAAGUAGGAUUUUGCAUGACUUCACGCCUUUUUGUUCUGUGGUUUGUUUUGUUGUGUGAUGGUUUGAGCGUGUGUCUCGGGUACCCCCGUGUAAUGAGAUGUGCAUAGAUUUCUUGCACACUCAUUGUGUUAAAAUAAAUACCAGAGAAAGGAGGUUUCAGAGGAACAGGUUGACCUGUUGAUUGCAAUUAGAAAUGACUGUUUUUUGUUCCUUCCCCUCCGCUGUCACCCCACCGUCUAACAACGUGGUAAGCUUCAACACCUGCUCCCUACCCUGAGUCCUUUUGUAAUGUGUAACUUAGAGCGUGUGAGUGUCCUAGUUGAAGAGUCUUGCAUUAGCACUGAAGGAAGUGUCCCAGCACCAAUCACUUCAGAUACCAGCAUGUGCCAUUUAGAGUUUAGAAUCAACCCCAUAAUGAAAUUUCAGACUCUUCACUGAGAAAAAGAGAGCUACCUGUUAGGGAGAUGUGGAUUUUUUUUCUUUUUUCUUUUUAGUCUUGUGCUUUUUUCUCCUUUCGUUUUGUUUUGCUUUGACUACAUUGUGACUCUCAUAGUAUUGUCUUCUUACCAAGACAAAAGAGAGAUGAAAUGGACAUACAUACAAAUCAUGAAGCAAAUAUAUUUCUCUAUUCUUCACUUCUUAAGUUCCAGCAAUAAUGAAAGGUCAACUCUAUUUGAAGUCCAGAAGUCUAUCAUUCAUUUAAAUUUUUUUUUUUUUUUACUUUAAGGUGAACCAAGAUUAGACUUAUUUAAGAUGUACAGGCAACAGAAAAAGAAGCACAUAUGCUAUUGGUACAAUAGCAUUCACUGUGAACACAUGUAACCAGAUAUUAAUAUGCAAUAUUGUUCCAAUACUUUCUAAAACAUUUUUUUUAUAAUGUUGUGUGUGGUGAUUGUUAAAGUUGAAUUUGUUUAUAUCCAGUACAGCUUUAGGUCUUCAAUUGCCUUUUUUUUUGGCAAGUACAUGUACAGGACUGUAAAUGAGAAAAAUGCAGAAAAUGUAUUUCCAAUCUGCUUCUAUGAUUAUGUUAAAUUAUUUCUGUUUAGCUGUGAACACAGGAUGUGCAACUGGAGUAAUAGAGUAUCCUUUUGUACACAUUUUGAAAUGCUUCUUCUGUAGUGAUAUAACAAAUAAAUGCACUGAAUACUC